Molecule: messenger RNA, 1742 nt
Organism: Pyrus x bretschneideri (Chinese white pear)
Lineage: Eukaryota; Viridiplantae; Streptophyta; Magnoliopsida; Rosales; Rosaceae
Product: lys-63-specific deubiquitinase BRCC36-like
Exons: 10
Coding region: 180-1487 (435 amino acids)
Biological process (GO): double-strand break repair
Cellular component (GO): BRCA1-A complex; BRISC complex
Molecular function (GO): cysteine-type deubiquitinase activity; metallopeptidase activity; polyubiquitin modification-dependent protein binding
Source: RefSeq, a predicted model, not a curated record
AGGGGAGGGAGACAAAAGGGUUCAACUCGUCACUGCCCGUUGCCUUUUUGCAGCCUCCAAAAUACUUAGGACUCAGUAUCUUGCUCUUCCACUUCUUCCGAGCCUUCAAGCAGAGAGAGAAGGGGAGAGAGACUCAAUUUUUAGUGAGAGAAAGAGAGAGAGAAGGAGAGAGAGAAAGAAUGUCUUUAACGUCUGUGAAAAUGUCGGAGGACGUCUGGCUGACGUGCCUCACUCACGCAUUGUCCACCGAGACGGAGGAGAUCAUGGGCCUCCUGCUUGGUGACAUCGAGAACUCUGUAAAUGGCGGUGUGACAGCACUAAUUUGGGGAGCAUCACCUCAGACACGAUCUGAUCGGAGGAAGGAUCGUGUGGAGACUAAUCCUGAGCAGUUGGCUGCUGCAUCAGCCCAGGCCGAAAGAAUGACACUGUCAACUGGAAGAACAACUAGAGUGAUUGGGUGGUACCAUUCACAUCCUCAUAUUACAGUUCUUCCAUCUCAUGUUGACGUGCGGACGCAGGCAAUGUAUCAACUUCUAGAUUCUGGGUUUAUCGGGCUCAUAUUUUCCUGCUUUAGUGAAGAUAUAAACAAGGUUGGGCGAAUCCAAGUCAUUGCUUUUCAGUCCUCGGAUGGGAAACAGCAUCACAUGUCAAGACCUAUAUCUUUAUCUCCUGUACAUAAAAGUCCAGUUAUAGAUGUUGAAUCGUCUUUAAGUACCUCAGAAAAUGCACCAGCGAGAUCCACCUUAACUAGAGCAGGGAGUCCUGAACAAGACACAGCUGAUUCAAGAACUUCUGGAACUAUAAAGGGUGGGGGGAGGUCUUCAGACCUGGGGCUUUUCUUUGCCAAUGCUGAUGCAAGUCAUCUAGGAAGAGUUGGAGGAAACUACCAGACUGACACUUCAAGCAACAUCAUUGGCGAUAUAGAUCCCAUGGAUAUGUCAGAGAGUAUGCAAGAAGCAAUGCACCGUUCUAACUUGGAUAUGAGUGGUGCUGAGUAUGCCAGGAAAGAAGUUCCUCUUCACGUUUUACCGACCUCAUCUCUCGUGAAGCUCAAUUCACCUUUAAUGUCAUUCACCGAAUUGCAACGAGUAUUGUAUGAAGAGGAGCGAGCGGCUUAUAACCAAGCAAUCUUGCAAAAUAUGAGGGAUGGGAAAGUGCAUCCUCUUACUUUCAUACAUCACACAUCAAUGUACCAGUCUUCCAUGUGCAAAUUAAUCGAAUAUUGUUUGAGUCCUGCCAUAAGUGCACUGCAAUGUCGGUUAAGAGAGAAUGAAACUCGGUUAGCAGUGCUCACCGAUCAAGUGAAGAUUUUGGAAACUGAGGCGCAUAGAAUAGCCGAGACAAAUUCAGGAUCUCCUCGUCCGGUUUCAUCUCCUGUACUCCGUGGGAGUGCUCCGUUUGGUCACAGGGAAAUGUUUAGUCCAGCUGAAUCUGUCAGUGCAAGGAGUCCAGCUGGUUCUGGCAGUAGGAGCCGAAAAGGUUCGUAAUGCAAUCUCAGAGAAAAUCCUCUGGCGAAUGCAUACCGUGUAGUGUUUGGAUUUGCUUGAUAUGCUGUGUUGUUUUGCAAAAUCUAGUUAUGCCAAAACGGAUUGCGCCUUAUAUGCAAUGAAAUGUGUUUUGGAAAUUGCUGCUGCUGUUGAACUUUUGGGUAAAUAGGGGACAAUUGUCGUGCAAAUUCCACCUGUAUUUUGUAUCCAGAUAUAAUGAAAAUUUUCAAUGGAAAUCAGUCAUCGUUUUAUGGA